AAAGAGAAGAGGAGAGAAAGAGGACUAAGAGGAGAGGAAUCUAGAAAAAGUAAAGUAGGGUAGAUUGAGGAGUGAGUGCGUGGAGCUUUUUGGCUCAAAUUUUUUAAAAUGAUUAUUCCAACAGAAUAUAUUUCAAUGGCAGAAGAUGUUGCUGAUGGGGUUAUCAGAAAAUUGAAACACAUUCUGCCAACGCUUGCUAGAGUAUGCCUCAUAUCCACCUUCUUGGAAGAUGGCCUUAGAAUGUGGUUCCAAUGGACAGAACAAAGAGAAUACAUGGACAUGUCAUGGGGUUGUGGCAAGUUUUUGGCUACUGUGUUUGUAUUGGUGAAUCUGUUUGGUCAGCUAGGGGGCUGUGUAAUGGUGAUAGUCAGGUACAGAGUGAACAUUGCUUGUGGAAUCUUGUUUUUCAUUGUAGCAUUACAAACACUAGCCUACAGUAUUUUAUGGGACCUUCAAUUCCUAUUCAGGAACUUGGCCCUUGUAGGGGCCCUAUUACUUGUACUGGCUGAAAGUAGAGGGGAAGCAAAGAGUCUGUUUGCUGGAGUCCCAUCUCUAGGAGACAAUAAACCUAAGAAUUAUCUACAGCUGACUGGUCGCAUCUUGCUUGCCUUUAUGUUCAUCACACUAAUUCGUUUUGAAUUAAGUUUUAUACAGAUUGUCCUGGAUCUUUUGGGAUCAUCCCUAAUGGUUUUGGUGACAAUAGGUUACAAAACCAAGCUAUCAGCUCUGAUUUUAGUCCUUUUAUUGACUACAUUGAACUUUUACCAUAACGCAUGGUGGAAUAUUCCUGACUAUAAACCAUUGAGAGACUUCCUCAAGUAUGAUUUCUUCCAGACUUUGUCAGUCAUUGGAGGCCUUCUGAUGAUAGUUUAUCUUGGACCAGGUGGUGUUUCAAUGGAUGAGCACAAAAAACGGUGGUAAAAUUUACAGUCAUUCCCAAUGGAUAUUUCGUGACCAAGUUGUGAAUGACACUUUCCAUUUUCUUGAUGGUCCAAAUCUGUGUUGAAAUUGACUUGUUCAUCAAUUUCACAUGCAGUUUUUGGUUCUGGUCUGUUUUCAAAUUUAAUUUAUGUUUUCCUAUUUAAAGUUGUGUAAAUAUUUUAUUAUGUGAAAGAUUUUUGACUUGAAACUGUUCAAAAGACAGACAUUUUUAUAAAAAUCACUACUAUUUUGACCUCAGAAGUAAGAGUAUACUUGAAGGUGACAAGGUGGAUCUUUAAUUUUUUUUGUAUAGAUUUAUGCUCAAACUUUCUUCCAUCAUAUUCUGAUUGUAUCCGAGAUUUUUUAUGUUUAAAAGAGUGGGUUGUUAUUAGGAUUUAUAAUAAAUUACAUAUUUUUACUAAGCAGGUUUAUUCUUCUCUAUAAAUUUCACAAUAUCACUAGCAAUAUUUCUGUAACAAACACUUAUAUCAUUCUGUCCAUCUUGAAUUACCAUGGGGGUUCCUUUGUCAGAACAUGAGGACAUUUCUGGGUCCAGUGGAAAGCUUCCCAGAAUGGCACAUUCCAAAUCUUCAGCCAGUUUUGCUGUCCCAGUACCAAAAACGUUGAUAUUUUGUGAACAUGAAGUACAUCUGACAUAGCUCAUAUUUUCCACCAAACCUAUAAUAGGAACUUUCAAUUUUUUAAACAUCAUGGCACCCCUUCUAGUCACUUCUAGUGCUGCCGUUUGCGGGGUUGUCACCAGCACCACCCCU
Molecule: messenger RNA, 1694 nt
Organism: Phaedon cochleariae (mustard beetle)
Lineage: Eukaryota; Metazoa; Arthropoda; Insecta; Coleoptera; Chrysomelidae
Source: the annotation of a GenBank genome assembly